Dromiciops gliroides (monito del monte) is the source of this 6272-nucleotide messenger RNA. RefSeq names its product diaphanous related formin 2 (gene DIAPH2). Bases 1 to 3303 code for a protein of 1100 amino acids. NCBI's taxonomy places the organism in Eukaryota, Metazoa, Chordata, Mammalia, Microbiotheria, Microbiotheriidae. The transcript is spliced from 28 exons. The record is from RefSeq and is a predicted model, not a curated record. Gene Ontology annotation, cellular component: cytoplasm; actin filament. Gene Ontology annotation, biological process: actin filament polymerization; actin cytoskeleton organization. Gene Ontology annotation, molecular function: microtubule binding; small GTPase binding; actin binding.
AUGGAGCAGCCCGGGACGGCGGCGGGCCCCGGGGGCGACGAGCCCGGCGGGGGCCGGGGCGGCAAGCGCAGCGCUGGGGGCCGGGCCGCCGGAGACGAGGAGACCAAAAACAAGCCCAAGCUGAACAUUCAAAUAAAAACUUUGGCCGAUGAUGUGCGAGACCGAAUUACAAGUUUUAGAAAAUCUGCUGUUAAGAAAGAAAAACCUCUUAUUCAACACCCUAUUGACUCUCAAGUUGCCAUGACUGAGUUUCCAGCAGCACAACCAUUAUAUGAAGAGCGAUCCUUGAAUUUGUCAGAGAAGGAAGUGCUGGAUCUUUUUGAAAAAAUGAUGGAAGAUAUGAAUCUAAAUGAAGAACGAAAAGCUCCCCUGCGAGAUAAAGAUUUUGGCACAAAGCACGAAAUGGUUGUCCAGUACAUUUCCGCCACUGCCAAAUCGAUAGUUGGAAGUAAAGUUAUGGGAGGCCUGAAAAAUAGCAAACAUGAAUGCACCUUAUCUUCCCAAGAAUAUGUCCAUGAAUUACGGUCUGGUAUCUCAGAAGACAAACUUCUCAACUGCCUAGAAUCAUUGCGGGUAUCCCUAACCAGCAAUCCUGUCAGCUGGGUUAACAACUUUGGCCAUGAAGGUCUUGGAGUCUUGUUGGAUCUAUUAGAAAAGCUUCUGGAUAAGAAACAGCAAGAAAGUAUUGACAAGAAGAAUCAGCAUAAACUUAUUCAAUGCCUGAAAGCAUUUAUGAAUAACAAGUUUGGGUUGCAAAGAAUUCUAGGUGAUGAAAGAAGCCUUUUAUUGCUGGCAAGGGCAAUUGACCCCAGACAACCCAAUAUGAUGACUGAAAUAGUAAAAAUACUGUCUGCUAUUUGCAUUGUUGGAGAAGAUAACAUUCUAGACAAACUUUUAGGAGCUAUCACUACAGCAGCUGAAAGAAACAAUAAAGAACGAUUUUCCCCAAUUGUAGAAGGACUGGAAAACCAUGAAGCCUUGCAAUUACAGGUUGCCUGUAUGCAAUUUAUAAAUGCCCUUGUUACCUCUCCUUAUGAACUUGAUUUUCGGAUACAUUUAAGAAAUGAGUUUCUCCGUUCUGGACUAAAGAAAAUGUUACCAGGUCUGAAAGAAAAAGAAAAUGAUGAACUUGAUAUCCAGUUGAGAGUAUUUGAUGAGAACAAAGAUGACGACUUAAAUGAAUUAUCACAUCGUCUCAAUGACAUUCGAGCAGAAAUGGAUGAUAUGAAUGAAGUUUAUCAUCUUCUCUAUAACAUGCUAAAGGACACUUCUUCAGAAAAUUACUUGCUAUCAAUUCUACAACAUUUCUUGCUCAUCAGAAAUGAUUAUUAUGUCAGGCCACAGUACUAUAAGAUCAUUGAAGAGUGUGUUUCACAGAUAGUGCUCCAUUGUAGUGGCAUGGAUCCAGACUUCAAAUAUCGACAGAGAUUAGAUGUUGACUUUACUCACCUAAUAGAUGCAUGUGUAGACAAAGCUAAAGUAGAAGAAAGCGAACAAAAGGCAGCGGAAUUUUCCAAAAAGUUUGAUGAGGAGUUCACAGCACGACAGGAAGCCCAAGCUGAACUUCAGAGACGAGAAGAGAAAAUACAAGAACUAGAGACGGAACUUCAGCAGCUCCGAACUCAGGGCCAUGGACUUUCCGGUUUAUCAGGAAUUCCGCCACCUCCGCCACCACCCCCUGUACCAGGCGGUGUUGUUCCUCCUCCUCCACCUCCUCCUCCACCGCUACCUGGUGGAAUUCCUCCUCCUCCUCCCCCCCCUCCUUUGCCUGGAGGAGCUAUACCACCGGCACCUCCUUUAUUUGGGGGACCUCCUCCUCCACCACCUCUGGGUGGUGUUCCUCCUCCUCCUGGAACAGCUGCUUCCCUGCCUUUUGGAAUGAAGCAAAAAAAAGUAUACAAACCAGAAGUGGCCAUGAAAAGAAUCAAUUGGUCCAAGAUUGAGCCACAGGAAAUAUCAGAGAACUGUUUCUGGUUAAAAGUUAAGGAAGAUAAGUUUGAAAAUCCAGAUCUCUUUGCAAAACUGGCACUCACUUUUGCUACACAGAUGAAAGUUAAGAAGAACAUUGAUGUUCCAGAAGAAAAGAAAGUUACUCCCAAGAAGAAAGUUAAAGAACUGAGAAUUUUGGAUGGAAAAACUGCUCAGAAUCUGUCUAUCUUCCUGGGUUCUUAUCGCAUGUCUUAUGAAGAUAUAAAAAACAUCAUUCUGGAGGUGAAUGAAGACAUGUUGAGUGAGUCAUUAAUUCAUAACCUGGUAAAGAAUCUUCCUGAGCAGAAGGAACUUAGUGCCUUAGCCCAACUGAAGAAUGAGUAUGAUGACCUCUGUGAACCUGAACAAUUUGGAGUUGUGAUGAGCUCAGUGAAAAUGUUAAGACCUCGACUCCAUAGCAUCCUUUUCAAGCUCACGUUUGAAGAACAUGUAAACAACAUCAAACCUGGCAUCAUGGCAGUAACUCUAGCCUGUGAAGAAAUGAAAAAAAGUGAAAGCUUUAAUCGACUUUUAGAGCUGGUUCUCCUGGUUGGCAACUACAUGAACUCAGGCUCUCGAAAUGCCCAAUCACUGGGCUUUAACAUCAACUUUCUUUGUAAGAUCAGAGAUACUAAAUCAUCAGAUCAAAAAACCACACUUUUACAUUUUCUUGCUGAAAUUUGUGAGGAAAAAUACCGGGACAUCCUUAAAUUCCCAGAUGAAUUGGAGCAUGUGGAAAGUGCAAGCAAGGUUUCAGCGCAGACUCUCAAGAGCAACCUUGAUGCCAUGGAACAACAGAUUGCUCGCCUGGAAAGUGACAUUGGGAAAUUCCCUAAGACAGAAGACAAACACGACAAGUUUGUGGAAAAGAUGACCAGCUUUGCAAAGAGUGCCAGAGACCAGUAUGAGAAGCUGCUCACUAUGCACAACAACAUGACAAAACUCUAUGACAAUCUUGGCGACUACUUCAUUUUUGACACCAAAACAGUGGCAAUCGACGAGUUUUUUGGUGACCUCAACAGCUUCCGCACCUUGUUCCUGGAAGCAGUGAAGGAAAACACCAAGAGAAGAGAAAUGGAGGAAAAGAGCAAGAGAGCCAAGCUUGCCAAAGAGAAAGCUGAGCAAGAAAAGUUGGAACGCCAGAAGAAGAAGAAACAGCUGAUGGAGACGAACAAAGAGGGUGAGACAGGUGUGAUGGAUAAUCUGCUGGAGGCCCUGCAGUCAGGUGCAGCCUUCCGAGAUCGAAGGAAGCGGAUACAGAGAAAUCCAGAUAACCGACGGCCACCUUUAGAAAGGUCACGUUCCCGCCACAAUGGAGCCAUCGCAUCCGCAUGAGUCCCGAGGCCAAAGACUGGGGAGUGUGGCCAGGGAAGCCAAGCAGCAUUUUGAGCAGAGUUCAGCAUGGACUUGAGUGACAAAGAAGAAAGUGAAUAAAAUACAAACUCUGUGUCUGUAAAUCUACUGCUAAAUCCCAAAGCCCUGUGAUUGUACUAAUAGGAACACAAUGACCAGAGUCAGCAAUGAGGGGAUUCAGUGUAAGGACUUGCAUUGAUUGUGUAUUCUCAGGUGGUCUGCUGAGGAGGGACAGGUGAGGCAAUGAAGAAACCUGCCACUGGUUGAACAACAACAGCAGCAGCAGCAGCAGCAGCAGCAAUAGCGAGAAGCUGGUUCCAAACUGUAGUGAUGAGGUCCCAGUGAAGAAGCAGCCCAUGUCUGGUGAUAGAAUAACAAACACAACUGCCUCUUAAUGAAGACUGAGAACACAGCUUAAGAGACGCCAUCUUAGCACUUGCGGAACUCAAGUUAGUUAGAUGCUGGUCCCCAGGGAAAUCGAAUGGAUUCAUGUGCUUUCGCUGAAAUUAAACUUUUCAUCAAUCUAGAGUUUGUUACUGCUUAAAAAUAGUGCCCGAUUUUGAUGGAAUCAGCUAGAGAGGGUGUUUUCAACUUUAUUUAAAGGGGUAUUUUCUAAUUGUGCACAUAUAUGUAUACUUUAUACAGAUUCUUUAUACAGAUAUUUUUGAGAAAAAAGCACCUCACAUUUUACUGUUUCUGCUAAGGAUGAUUCUAAAAAUUCUAUUAUCUAGAUUUCUGUCUUAAAGACAAAACCCCCUUGCUUGGGGGUUGCCUUCCUUCAUGGGAUAUGGGGCACAAUUGGAGGACCAGCUGUCCAAGGCAGCAGAAAAUCCUUUCCUUCUGCUCCCUAGCAUCCAAGGGCAGCAGCCUGUGCCAACAGCUACUCCUCUCCUGCACCCAAGGAACCUGGUUCCAGACUCCAUUGCAGGCCCUGGUCCCUGAAAGAGGAUGGCUUUAUUGUUUAUUCUGGCCACAAAAGUCUCCCAAGCUUAUUGGCUUUUGGGGGGAGUCCUCUCUUGUGUUCUCCACAUUAACAGUUACAUUACUUAGAGUUGCUUAGUUCUCCCAAGGGCCUGGAGAAACAAUUGACUGAACCUCGCUAUGCUAUCCUGAGCAUUUCAGGAUUUUCUUUUUUUGGAGGCAGGUUCUGGGUGCUGAAUCUUACAGCUUAUCCUUACUAUAGUCUGCCUAUGUUGGCAUAGCCUGUUACCCUAGGCAAACACAGUAGCCUAAAAGGUCAAUUGUGGAAUUUCAUCAGUAGUGUCCUUAUCUGCCUUCCCUUGGCGGACAUACUCUACCACUCAAAUCAAAACCAAUCCUCUCUCCUCAGAUGUGGUCACUGCUCUCACAAUCCCAAAGGAACAGCUCUCCAACUCAACUGUUUUAAGAGUUGUUGUUAUUCUUAGUUUUCAGUCACAGACUGAAAUAGAAACUCCUGUUGUAAAAAAAUGCCUAAAGAAAAUGGAUCCUUAUUUUCCCCCUCAGACACUAGACCUGCAUGUUGGUUUAGGUUCCAUUUGGGAAAUGUGUGGCAUGACAUCUUGGGAAUUUGGUUAUAAAACUCAUUCUUGUAAAUUUAUGUGGUUAUUGUGUGAGAGUUUUUAAAGUGGAAGGACCUAGAUGUUUGCUCAUAAAGACAAGUGAUUUCUAAUAAUGAAAAAAUAAGGUCGAGAGUUGAAAAACUCUCUCAUCGAUUUGUAGAAGGGACAAGAUGGAGGCUAACUUUCCCCUCCCCCCCUCAAUUUUCCUUAGUAGGGGGAGGGAUUUGGACACAGUCCAAGGUCUAGGAGGACCAGAGGAGGAAGCAGGAAGGCAGAAAAGAACAGCAGCAUCUUGAGAUGCCUAUUUUUACAACUUUGUAAAUUCUUUUACCUUGUGAUUUUCAUGAGCAUAUCAGUUUUAUGGUUGAUAAUAGAGCAUUAUCUUAAUUUAUGUAAACAUACAGUGCCUGUGUUGUAGACUUCACCAAGCCUUUCUGAAACUUCAUGAUGGCUUUGGGCCUUGGAUAGCUUUUCCAACUCUAGCAUGUGCUAUUGUUCACCCUGGUCAUGUAAUUGAGCUUGUGAAGCUAGGAGGAGGACAGGGGUGACGUACGUAUAGCAACUUUGUAAGACAUGAACUUGCCUUAUUUUCUAGUAUUUUAAAAAAUGAAUUAAAGAACCAUUAUUGAUAGAUUCUAUAUUUGUAUUCAGAGCAAUCCCAAAUGCCUUUUUCAAAAAAAAAAAACCCGACAGAUCUUUUGGGGCCUUUUGUGAAAUUCAAGCUAAAUGAUUUCCAGAGUAUUGUUGUUUAACUCCACAGGCUCAGAUCAGAAAAUAUCACAGAAGAAAAGGUACCUAGUGAAAAUAUAUAAGCACUGAGCAGAGAAUCUAAUGAUACUGAAAUCUUUUAUUUAAUACUGCUAAGAGCGACAGGCCCAUUUCUGCAGACUCUACUGUUUGCUAGUCACCACAUAUGAGUUGAACUUUUUCUAAUUCAUUCUUGGUACCACUCAAGCCAAACUGAGGUCAUCACUUAAAAAAACCCAUCAUUCUCUGCACAGACUGAAAUAGUAAGUUUGCAUGCUUUGAUGUUGAAUGCGUGCUCUUGGCUGUGCCAAAGUCUGCCUAGUACUUGUAUGUCAUCCAGUUGAAAACCCAGUGAUUUUCCCUACUGUAUUUAACGAAUACCCCUAUGCCUCCUUCUGUGGGCCACAGUAGAACCACCAACUACCUCUGCAAUUGAGGGGUUCUUUGCAAGCUUCCUUUCAAGAGUGGAAAGCCACCAGGCCAGGCUAGGCAGAGCUGCCCAGCCACGGUUUCAACGAUAGUGGAUACCAUGUGGGCAGAUGCUUUCAUUUCAGCUAAGAAUAAAAACUGUGUCCAGUCGGUGCCAUGAAUAGCUUGGGGGGGGGGAAACAACCUUCAUGUGAUAAUCCACACUUACUCUUCAAUAAAAUCAACUAUGAUACA